GCCUUCUUCAAUCUUCAAACGUUGUAUCCAAAUCUUAAACUCCAUGGAUCCGUGCUCUUUCGUACGGAUCAUCGUCGGAAACUUGGCCGUUAGGUUUCCGUCAUCGUCUUCUUCGUCUUCUUCCUCAUCAGGACCGUCUGUUUCCGGAAUCAAUCCAUCGGCUCCUAACUGUUACUGCAAAAUCAGAUUCAAGAACUUUCCUCGCGAGAUUGUUUCUAUUCCGGUUAUGUUUCGAACUGAAUCUGAAUCCGAGACUCGUUCUUCCUCCGGUAACGUCUCCACCGUCGCUGCUUGUUUCAGUUUAAGUAAAGCUCAGAUCGAAGCGUCGCUGAAGAAACCUAAGUGGGGUGUUCUCUCCGUUGAGGCUUAUUCCCGCGGAAAUUGCGACGGAGACGACGGUGUUAGCGGCGCGUCGUGUGGACUCGCUACGGCGGGUGAGAAGUUGCUUGGUCGAUUUGAGGUUUCGUUGGAUUUGAAGUCGGCGGAGACGAAGACUUGUUUGGCGCAUAACGGUUGGGUUGCUUUACCGUCUAAGAAAUCGAAGAGUAAAACUGGAUCCGAUCCGGAGCUCCAUGUUAGCGUUCGGGUCGAACCUGACCCGAGAUUUGUGUUUCAGUUCGACGGCGAGCCUGAGUGUAGUCCUCAGGUUUUUCAAGUUCAAGGAAACACUAAACAAGCCGUGUUCACUUGCAAGUUCGGCUCCAGAAACUCCAACUCCGGUGAUCGGAAUCUUCUUCAUAGUUCUUCGAUGAUGUCUGAGUCAAGCUCAACGAGAAGUUGUAUAUCGUCGCUGAAUUCGGAAAAAGAACAACCGUCAAAAGAGAGAAAAGGUUGGUCAAUAACGGUCCAUGAUCUCUCCGGUUCACCCGUGGCUAUGGCCUCUAUGGUUACACCUUUCGUUCCAUCUCCUGGUUCGAACCGGGUGACUCGAUCAAGUCCUGGAGCGUGGCUUAUUCUUCGACCUGACGGUUGCACAUGGAAGCCAUGGGGAAGACUAGAGGCAUGGCGUGAAGUCGGUUACUCCGACACACUCGGUUACCGUUUCGAGCUUUUCCAAGACGGUAUCGCCACCGCAGUUUCCGCAUCUUCGUCGAUCAGUUUGAAAAAUGGCGGGAGUUUCGUUAUCGAUGUUACCGGCGGGACAACCACGACGGCGUCUACGCCGACAACGAGUCCUCAAGGAAGCUGGGAUCUCGGAUCCGGUUCAAGCGCGGAUUCGAGACCCGCGUCGAGACCAGGAUCGGGCUCCGGGUCGGAUUUCGGAUAUUUACUACCGCAACAUCCAUCGUCUGCGGCGGCGCAAAACAGAGGGUUCGUUAUGUCGGCUACGGUUGAAGGAGUUGGGAAACGAAGCAAACCGGAAGUAGAAGUCGGUGUGACGCACGUGACAUGUACGGAGGAUGCAGCAGCGCACGUGGCAUUAGCUGCGGCGGUGGAUCUGAGUUUGGAUGCUUGCAGGCUUUUCUCACACAAGCUAAGGAAAGAGCUGAGACAGCAAAGCCAGCUUGGUGUCGUUUGACUUGUUUCGCUUUGUCGUUUUACCAAUUCAUGAGUUGUCUU
Arabidopsis arenosa is the source of this 1560-nucleotide messenger RNA. The record is from the annotation of a GenBank genome assembly. NCBI's taxonomy places the organism in Eukaryota, Viridiplantae, Streptophyta, Magnoliopsida, Brassicales, Brassicaceae.